AUGAGUUCAACAUCACUUGUCCUCCUCCUCAUCUCAUUCUUGUUCAUCUCCACGCUACCUCCCUGUAGACCACUGUCAUUCAGCUACAACUUCUCUGACCCUCGCACUUUCGAUCGUUCCAACAUCACAACCGAUGGAACUGCAACUCUUGCACAACAAGAUGAUGGCCUGAUCGAGCUCACCCAGAAUCCCGACCCUAGGGAGGAAGGAAUAGCCAACGCAGUGGGCCGGGCCUCAUAUAGCAUGCCAGUGCUCCUCUGGGACAAGGCCACCGGCGAGGUGACAAGUUUCACGACACGUUUCUCCUUCGCCAUCAAGAAGUUACCCGGAAAUUCCGGCGUCACAUACAAACCCAGCGACGGGUUCGCCUUCUUCCUCUGCCCCUACCAACUAGAAGUGCCGGUCUAUGGUGGCGGUGGUCUCCUCGGUCUCGUCAAAGGAAGCACCGGGGCCACUCCGGCUGUGAUAGCGGUGGAAUUUGACACGUUCCAAAAUAAUUGGGACCCGAGCACCGAUCACAUCGGGAUUGAUGUCAACUCCAUCAACUCGACUGUGGUGGAGGUGCUGCCCAUGGGCACACUCACAGAUCGCACCGAGCCGAUGAUUGCGCUGGUGAGCUACAACAGCAGCACGAAACUUCUCGCCAUCGCCCUACAGCUCGACCGCAGUGAUGGUGGCAUAAGGUACGAGCUCAACAGCACCAUUGACCUAAAGAGCUUGCUCCCCCCGGAGGUGGCCAUUGGGUUCUCUGCUGCUAGUGGGUAUUCCACGGAGCUGCACCGCGUGCUCGCCUGGUCUUUUGACUCGACGUUGAUGGAGGUGAAUUUGGUGCCCCCAGGCACGCCGUCGAUGCCCAAUAAGUUCCCUCAAAUUCCCUCGAAACAAAUGAUCUGGCCAGUCGCCGGGGCAGCUGGUGCUGCCGUGCUGUUAGCAGUUGCCUUUAUCGGCGUAUUGAUCCGGUGGUUUCUAAUGAUGAGGAGGCGCCGGCGGAUGAGGGAGAAGGAGAUGGCUGACUUGGAAGAUUGCAGCUUGGACGAAGAGCUCAAGUUCGAGAAUGGCUCCGGCCCGAGGCGAUUUCGGUAUGGCGAACUGGCCGCUACGACCAACAACUUCUCUGAGGACGGAAAGCUCGGAGAAGGUGGCUUCGGGUCGGUUUACAGGGGGUCCUUAGGCGGCGACCUGGGUCCCAAUGUCGCCAUCAAGAGGAUAUCCAAGAGCUCCCGGCAGGGGAGGAAGGAGUAUGUCUCCGAGGUCACCAUCAUAAGCCGCCUACGACACCGGAACCUGGUCGAGCUCGUCGGCUGGUGCCACAGCAGCGGCGAGCUGCUGCUCGUCUACGAGCUGGUGCCUAACGGCAGCCUUGAUGCCCGCCUCUACAACUUGGGUGGCAGCGUGUUGCCGUGGCCGAGCAGGUACGAGAUCGCGCUGGGGCUUGGCUCGGCACUGCUCUACCUGCAUGUAGAGUGCAAGAAAUGCGUGGUGCACAGGGACGUGAAGCCCAGCAACGUCAUGCUGGACGCGUCCUUGGGCGCCAAGCUCGGCGACUUCGGGCUUGCGAAGCUCCUCGACCACGGGAUCAGCUUGCCGACGGUGGUUCUGGCAGGAACCAUGGGGUACAUGGACCCAGAGUACACGGCCUCCGGCAGAGCAAGCACCGCAUCUGACGUCUAUAGCUUCGGCAUCGUGUUGCUGGAGAUGUGCUGCGGCAGGAGGCCCCGGGACGACUCCGUCAAGCCCUCCCUCCUGGAGUGGGUCUGGGACCUCUACGGCCGGGGCGCAGCUGCUCUGGAGGCUGCUGACAAGCGGCUGGACGGCGACUUGGACCAAGCGCAGAUGCAACGCAUGCUGGUCGUGGGUCUCUGGUGCGCGCACCCCGACCGUGGUGUGCGGCAGUCCAUCAAACAAGCGCUAGGCGUGCUUCAGCUUGAGGCUCCAUUGCCCGUUCUUACUCCAAAGAUGCCCGUGCCGACAUUCUCCACGAGCGUUGCAGGCCCUGAUGCUGAUGCUGAUGGUUCGACAGGCGGUGCCGGAGUUUAUCCUUCUUCCAUGGGGCGGUGA
Triticum aestivum (bread wheat) is the source of this 2058-nucleotide messenger RNA. Its product is annotated as L-type lectin-domain containing receptor kinase IX.1-like. The transcript has a single exon. The record is from RefSeq and is a predicted model, not a curated record. Gene Ontology annotation, molecular function: carbohydrate binding; protein kinase activity; ATP binding. Lineage: Eukaryota; Viridiplantae; Streptophyta; Magnoliopsida; Poales; Poaceae. Bases 1 to 2058 code for a protein of 685 amino acids. Gene Ontology annotation, biological process: protein phosphorylation.